UUUUUUUUUAAAGAACUUGAGUGUGUCACUGUUGUCUGUUCAGGGACCCUGGUUAUUAUCUACAACCUGAAGCUGAUGGAUACCCGGGAGCCUGAGCUGGAUGUUGAAACAGACCGCCAGGACAUCCUCAUGGCUGGGAUGCCACCAGAGGGAGUAAAGCCGGAGCGUCGCUCCUUCAGAGCCUAUGCAGCUGUCCUCUAUAUCGACCCCAGGAUGAGAAUCUUCAUACAAGGUCACAAAGUGCGCACUAAGAGGCUCUCCUGCUGCCUCUAUAAGCCAAGAGUUUACAAAUAUAGCUCCACACGCUUCAAAACCCGGGCAGAACAAGAGGUGAAGAAGGCAGACCACCUUGCUAAAAUAUCUGAAGAAAAGGCUAGGGAAGCAGAGAGCAAAAGCCUCGCUCUGGAGCUGAAGCUGGGAGACGACCUCUCCAGGGAAGCUCGUGCUAUGUUCCGCAAGGCUCAGGAAUCAGCCAUGAUGUUACGUCAGGAGGCAGACAUAAAGAGGAAAAUCUUGGAGACCAAACAGAAAGCCCUCAAAGAGCCCAAGGAACUAAACUUUAUUUUUGGGGUGAACAUUGAACAACGAGAUUUGGAUGGCAUGUUCAUUUACAACUGCAGUCGCCUCAUCAAGAUGUACGAGAAAGUGGGGCCGCAGCUCGAGGGAGGCAUGGCUUGUGGUGGAGUUGUGGGUGUGGUUGAUGUUCCUUACCUGGUCCUUGAGCCUACACACAACAAGCAAGACUUUGCGGAUGCCAAGGAGUACAGACAUCUGCUGAAGGCCAUGGGUGACCACCUGGCCCAGUACUGGAAAGAUGUUGCCAUUGCACAAAAGGGCAUUGUCAAAUUCUGGGACGAAUUUGGCUACCUUUCGGCCAACUGGAAUCAGCCCCCUUCCAAUGAUCUGCGAUAUAAGAGGCGGCGUGCCAUGGAGAUCCCUGUCACCAUUCAGUGUGACAAGUGCCUGAAGUGGCGUACGCUUCCCUUCCAACUGGAUGCUGUGGACAAGCGGUAUCCUGACAGCUGGGUCUGUUUGAUGAAUCCAGAUAGCACCCAGGACAGGUGUGAUGCUCCAGAGCAGAAGCAGAACCUACCAGUUGGGGUGAUGCGCAAGGACACGAAGUCUGUGGAAGAUAAGCAGAGGGAGAUAACCGAAAAGAUCAGACAGCAGCAGGAGAAGCUGGAGACACUGCAGAAGACUGCUCCCAUUAAAUCUCAGGCAGAUGUGAAGAAAUUGCCUCUAGAAGCCAGCUUGAAGACUGCAAGUGAGAGUAACCCACAGGGCACCAGGGUGGUACGGCCCCGAUCUCCCCCUCUUCCAGCGAUGAUAAAGAAUGCCCCCAGCCGGCCACCCCUCAGCAAGCCCCCUCCCCUCAGCAGAAAGCCCAAUACCCCAACCCGGACAGCAAAACCCCCAGUGCCAGCACCUGCACCUCCUACUCCUCCACCCCCUACCGUCCGCAGGCAGGAGCCCCUGGCCAAGGCCCGGCCAGCUGCCAGCCCCAGGAUCCCGGUUUCUAAAGUCAAAUCAGGUGGUAGGAUGGGGGCCGUGCGCUCUCCAAGGGGGGCAACCAAACAGACCCCAACCACAAGUAGCCAGCGCAAGAGAGUUACAGACGGUAUGCGUGAGGAUGGUGAGGAUGAAGAGGACGGAGAGCCACAGCUAAAAAAAACGAAGAUGACACUGGAUAAAUCGAGCAAACCAGUCGUAAAGAAACAGGAGGUGAAAAAGGGGAAGGUGACAGAGGUGCGGGCGCAGACUGCAGAGGGCAGCGUGGUCAUGGAGAAUAAAAAACGAUGUAACAUCAUUCCACUAAUCUUCGCUGGCAGGCUCGGCAAGUUUCAUCGCCAGCAAACACCCCAUCAGAUUACAGAUUGUGCCGAGGAGGAAGACACUGAGAAAGAUCUUAAAGAGGCUCAGAAAGAUAAAGGUCUGCUGGUGGAGGUAAAAGUCAACAAAGAGUGGUUCACAGGAAGGGUAGCAGCAGUGGAAGCCAGUAAGCAGAGCGUGCGUUGGAAAGUGAAGUUUGAUUACGUGCCCACGACCUCCACUCCUCGCGACCGAUGGGUUUUUAAGGGCAGCGAUGAGGUUCGACUGAUGCGACCCCCAUCCCCGGUCACUCAGAGCCCGGACACCCAACAGGAAGCUGAAGCAGAGAGGGCAUCCAUUGCAAUGGAGCCCGAUACCACGCAACCCGGCAGUAGCCGGGAGCUGAUGGAUAGCCUGGUGGUCAUGAUGAGGACGUUUCUGCGCUACUUCUUCCCUCCGGAAUUUCGAAUUCCAAAAGAUGACAUUAACAGCAUGACCGCAGAGGAGUUAGUAGCUUUUCCAAUGAAAGAGUACUUCCAGCAGUAUGAGCUGGGCCUACAGAGCCUGUGCAACUCGUAUCAAAGCCGGGCUGAUGCCCGGGCUCGUGCUGUGGAAGAGAAGAGCAAUAGUGCAGAGGCACGCCUUCGUGACUCUGAGGAGAAGCUCCAGAAACUGCGGACCAAUAUUGUAGCUCUGCUGCAGAAAGUCCAAGAGGACAUCGAUAUCAACACAGAUGAUGAACUGGAUGCUUACAUUGAGGACCUGCUCACUAAAGGAGACUGACUGGACACACUGAGUGACCAGCGUUGCUCUCACCCUUCCCAGACAGCCAAUUUCAUUCUGUUUCUACCUUGUUCUGUGUGUUGGCUGUCAAAGAAAAAAACUGUGGGAUGACAAAGCAGCAAAGAUUGCAUUCCAUAUGUGUAAUAUAGAUAAUCAAGCACGCCUGCACAUUACCUGGCCACUCCUGAGAGUAGGCUGAGUGUUGCUAUGUGCUAGGAAGGACAUUGUGGGAGGGAGAGGGAAUUUAGUUUGGGCAUCCCGAAGCUUUUAGUAACUGUAAGGAAGAACUUUGUUGUUGGGAAAUGUGAUCCAAAACACUCUGGAUGUAUGACACUUGUCUCAUUGGUCCAGCGGAGGAAGAAAAUCUCACCUUUUAACCCCAUGUAGCUACUUCAAGGUAUCCCCUUUUUCUUACUAUUUUGUUGUGCGUUUCAGCAUGAUUUUGUCUACAAACAGGGUUAAAUGCAUUUUACUAGAUUUGGUUUAAAUUGGACUUAUAUUUGUACAAGUAUAAAUAUUAUACUUGUACAAAUAUGGUGUUAAACAAAAUUUAGUAAAAACAAACAAGAAUAAGCCCUUGAACAGUAUGGAGAGGGGAUAGUAGUCAGCCUAACCUUCUUGAUGGUAUUCCUGUCCAUCAUUACAUUAACGUACCUCAAGGCAUUACAGUACACUUCACCGUUUUGCAGUGUCCACUUUUAUUUUAUUCAACGCUAAAACUGUUGAUAGGACUCAGAACUUAGAUUAUGCUCCCCCUCAUUACACACUAAUAGCAAGGAGGAUUAUGUAGAUGUUAUUUCUGCUAUCUGCACAUAUAUCCAGUUCCUGUCACACAGUUCCAACACAUUUCACUUUGCUCAAAAUUCAGAUUUAAGUAUGUGUCCUUUUUUUUGGCAGGACAGAUGUAAUAAUCCCAGGGUCAGUGCUGCUUUUACCAAUUUAGAGGAUGGUAUCUGAUAAGUAUGAAAAUUGGGGGUUCUUGGAUGCUUCCUUCUUCAGGAGUAUACUCCAGAAUGGAGCAUGUGGGGAGAGAUAAUUAAUCUAAUUUAGCAUCUCCCAAGACUUUGAGGGUGUUAACAAGCUUGCCCUCAAACCAAAAUAUUUACUGGGUUUUAUCAGUAUAUAUUAUCUUGGAAGCUUUCAUCCGACUAUAGGACAACUUUUUUGGGGUAGGGGAGGGGCAGUAUAAUCGCUUUAAAAUCACCCAUAUUAUUUAGUUAAUCCAGUCAAGGGAAGCCUUUAUGUGUAUUCUGUGGUAAUGUUUCUUUUAAAAAAUAUUUUUAAAUGUUAAAGAACUGUUUUAUUAAAAUGUGUGGUUUAUUUUU
This is a messenger RNA of Paramormyrops kingsleyae, 3917 nucleotides long. The record is from RefSeq and is a predicted model, not a curated record. NCBI's taxonomy places the organism in Eukaryota, Metazoa, Chordata, Actinopteri, Osteoglossiformes, Mormyridae.